Linum tenue is the source of this 3093-nucleotide messenger RNA. The record is from the annotation of a GenBank genome assembly. Lineage: Eukaryota; Viridiplantae; Streptophyta; Magnoliopsida; Malpighiales; Linaceae.
CGUAAACGGAAACGAAACAAAACAGCGCCUCCUCCCUUCUUCCCUUCUCAAUUUUCUCUCUCCUCCCUUUCCCCCCUCUCUCUCGGAUCAAUCCCAUUGUUGCAGCGGCAGCGGCAGCGGCAGGAGAAAGAAGAAGGAAAGAAAGGAAAAAAAGGGAGGAAAACCCAUCAUUGAUCCAGAAAAACCCAAUUCGAUUUGAUUCUGCUUUUGUUAUUAGAUUGGCAUCUGGGAUUUCUUUUGCGAGAGGGAGGUAAAACGAAAAAAAAAAAAAGAAAAGAAAGAGAAGCCAUCAACCCAUUUACAGUUUCUUCUGUAAUGGGGUGGCUCUUGGUGUAGGACGAGGAAGGCGUUGAAUCUCCAAUGCGGUCUUAGAGGGGAAGACCCAGACAAGGCGGAGAGAGGAAGAAUCAUUUUCUUGAGGAAUUUUGCGGAGCUGGGCGGAUCUUGGGCAGAUUGGGAAUAAGGGAUCCCCGCCGAUGGUGGGAAGGGCAUUGCUGGGAUCGCAAGGACAAGUGACGAAGGCAAACAAGCAGCUGGUAUUGGCUCGAUUUGUUCUUACAAUUGCUGUUUGUGGUGCUGCUAGGGUAGUGCGGCUGCAUACGAGAAGAAUAUGCAGCUUCACAUCUCGCCUAGCAUGAGAAGCAUCACGAUAUCGAGCAGUAACAGCAAUGGGGGGUUUAUUGACUUGAUGAAGAUCAAGGUCGCAGCUCGCCACAUCUCUUAUCGAACCCUUUUCCACACCAUUCUCAUUCUUGCUUUCUUGUUGCCCUUUGUCUUCAUUCUCACUGCCCUCGUUACCCUUGAAGGUGUCAACAAUUGCUCCUCAUUCGAUUGCUUAGGUAGGCGACUUGGACCAAGGCUUCUUGGCAGGGUCGAUGAUUCUGGGAGGUUGGUCAAGGACUUCCACAAGAUACUGAAUCAAGUUAAUACAGAGGAAAUCCCUAAUGGUCUAAAGCUCCCGGAGUCAUUUAGUCAACUCGUUGCUGAAAUGAAGAGCAACCAAUACGAUGCAAAGACAUUUGCUCUGACAUUGAGAGCUAUGAUGGAGAAAUUUGAAAGGGAAAUUAGAGAAUCGAAAUUCGCAGAGCUGAUGAACAAACACUUCACUGCAAGUUCCAUUCCAAAAGGCAUCCACUGUCUCUCUUUGCGUUUGACGGAUGAAUAUUCCUCUAAUGCACAUGCGCGCAGGCAACUGCCUGCUCCAGAGUUGCUCCCUUUGUUGUCUGACAACUCUUACCAUCACUUCAUACUAUCAACAGACAACAUUUUGGCAGCAUCUGUUGUUGUGACUUCUACUGUGGCAUCAUCUCUAAGACCUGAAAAGAUUGUCUUUCAUGUCAUCACUGACAAGAAGACUUAUGCCGGGAUGCAUUCUUGGUUUGCGCUAAACCCUGUCUCCCCUGCUAUCAUUGAAGUCAAAGGCGUCCAUCAGUUUGAAUGGUUGACCAGGGAGAAUGUUCCCGUGCUCGAAGCUGUAGAGAGCCAUAAUAGUAUCAGGAACUAUUAUCAUGGAAAUCAUGUUGCUGGAACAAAUCUCAGUGAUACAACUCCACGUAUGUUUGCUUCAAAACUACAAGCUAGAAGUCCAAAGUACAUUUCCUUACUCAACCACCUGCGGAUAUAUUUACCUGAGCUGUUCCCGAACCUCGAUAAGGUGGUAUUUUUGGACGAUGAUGUUGUCAUUCAGCGUGAUCUAUCUCCACUUUGGGAUAUUGACCUUAAAGGAAAGGUUAAUGGUGCUGUGGAAACAUGUAGAGGCGAGGAUGAGUGGGUGAUGUCCAAGCGUUUCAAGAACUACUUCAAUUUUUCUCAUCCCCUCAUAGCAAACAACUUGGACUCAGAAGAAUGUGCUUGGGCUUAUGGAAUGAAUGUAUUCGACCUUCAUGCAUGGAGGAAGACAAGUAUAAGAGAAACAUACCAUUCCUGGUUGAGAGAGAAUCUGAAAUCAAACCUGACCAUGUGGAAGCUUGGAACCUUGCCCCCAGCUUUGAUUGCAUUUAAAGGUCAUGUGCAUGCAAUUGAUCCUGAGUGGCAUAUGCUAGGGUUGGGGUAUCAGAAUAAGACAGACAUUGAAAGUGUGAAGAGAGCUGCAGUAAUCCACUACAAUGGCCAGUCAAAACCAUGGUUGCCAAUCGGGUUUGAGCAUUUGCGGCCAUUUUGGACAAAGUAUGUCAAUUACUCCAAUGAUUUUGUACGCAACUGCCACAUCAUGGAGACGUAGCCAACUCAUACAACGAUAGAGAGAGAUAGAAUUAUUAGCUGAGUGAUAUGAAUUGUCACAUGAAGUCAGACUUUAUACACUUGAGCAUUCUCUGGAUGUCUACCGAAAGACAGAAGGCUAGCAGAAACUUGGGCGUAAUGGUUUUCAGGUCAGAAUUCACUACCCAUUAGCUCUGCAUCACUAGCACGGGCACUGAGAAUUCAUUCUUUCAUUUGUAACAUAGCAAUCGCAUAUUAAUUCUUCCGGUUGGAAUUAUGAACAAAAAAGAGACUAUAUUGAAGGAAGCUAGCCUGAAUUCUUGGCUCAAUUAGUUCCCAUGUCUAGAAUAAAGAAGGUACGAGAUACACGAUUAGGAAGUUUCUUCACUGGCGGCUGAAAUUUGCACCAACCAUCGAUACUAUACACUUCGAUUUUGGUGGCUGGAAAGAGAAGUCGAGCAAUGAAUAGGACAGUUUAUAUUCUGCACUGCAGAGGGAGGGCUGCUGUUAUAUUCUGUAAUUCUGUUAUGAAGCCAGAAGAAGCUCUUUCCUUCAUAUUCUUCUUAUUGUUACUGUUGUCAAAGAUUUUUUGUUAGAGACUCUUCUUCUCCCUUGCUUUUGAAGUUUGAUACCAGUUGAGUGAAACUGUAGAAAUAGAGGUAAGAAAAUGAAGAUUGCUGCUAUGUUACAAACAGGUUCCGUCUUAAAAUUUUGUUGGGGGACUGGCUACUGCAAUUAUAGGUACUCCCUUAUAUGUACGAGGAUAAUGAUGGUGAUGAACCUCAGGAGAGACACAAACAUUUGAAAAUGUGCAGAAAUAUUCUUUCUUUUCCCCCUUUGUGUUGAACAGUUUCAUGAUGGUAUGCUUGAAUUGAAUUCUGAUCCUUUCCAUUU